UUGGCGCAACCUGGAGACAGCAAAAUAUUUUUGUUUUUUCCCAUCAUCCUGGUUCUGUUCCGUUAUAAUUUUGUUUUAGUUUACCAUCGUAAGCCUUAGCUUAGUGUAGCAGUAAGCCGGAGCCGCCGAAAAGACGUAUGAGAUGAUUCCGAGAACCAAAGUGUUUGUCGGCAGCUUGCCCCCAGCGACCAAGCCGGAGGAGGUGCGCCGGCUGUUCGAGAACUAUGGCGUGGUGACGGAGUGCGAUGUCAUGAAUCGGUGCGCGUUCGUGCACAUGCAGAAUCAGGAUAUGGCUGAGAGCGCCAUCCAGGCACUGCACAAUACAACUUUUAAGGGCGUUACGAUUGUGGUCGAGCGGGGUCGCGUUCGCGAAAGACCCCCGGGUGGAGUCGGUAUGGAUAGUGCACGCGGCCGCGUUGGAGCUGGCCCGAUGCGUGGGUCAAGGGGCGGAAUGCGCAGCCAGCCGUACGGUUCAUACGGGACAGCACGCACUCCGGGAGGUUAUGGAACACGUGCAAGCUACGGUACUGGCAGCCGAGGUUACGAGGGAACCUACAGUUACAGGAAUGAUGUCGGAUACAGUUCCUCCAGCAGCGCGUAUGGUUACGGGUACACCAGCAAUGGAGGUGGCUACGGUAGCACUCGUCACUCCAGCAGCGAAGACCGCCGUGGUUUCACGCUACCGUCUUACCCGACCGAUCAAAGCCGAGCAGCAUACGGCAGCUCUUACGACGGUUACUCGAGCUACGAUGGCUACAGCAGCUACGGAUACGAUACUACCCAAGCUUCGUCGAGCUAUCAACGGUGGCCAACAUCGUCGGCUGCCGCCGCUGACAGCUAUUCCUACGCUAGCGGUUAUUCGGCUCCGGUGGAUGGUGGUACCGUCGGGCAGAGCACAGAUUACAGUCAAUCCUAUCCUGCAUUGGGUGGCAGCUCGUCGGGAUAUCGUGCGUCGGCAGCAUCUUCCGCACCGCCUUCGUACCGCAGCCCUGUCUCCGGCUACGGACCACCAUCCUCCGGUAGAAGGUUUUGAGUGCCAAAAAGAAACGGCGCAUUGCUAGUGGAGUAAUGGAGCCUCACACGGCUCGUUCUUUUGAAUGUCACAAUUCUUCACCAACGAUAUCAACCAUGGAGACUAUGGCUCUGUGUCUUUGUAACUACCCUUAACAUCUCUAUCGUCAUCAGCAGUAGCAAAGAAAGCAGUGCCAGUAGUACCAUCAUCCCUUGUCACUAAGAACGUUUCUACUACUAAAUCAGUUUCAUAAAAACAAUAAGAGCAAAUAAGAGUCAUGUAGACCGAGAGCGAGCGAGAGAGAGAAAGAGAGUACGCAAAACGAAGAAAACUGCUGAUUUACACCUCAAGAUAGAAAUUACACCACAACCCCCACAACAGCUAACAACUAGGAACCGUAGGGAACCCGAUCUUCGAUUGAAAUUAACAUUUAGCCAGUGUCGAAAGAACAUACACGAUAUAAACAAUCAUCCAACGCAUAAGAUGGUUUUAUAUUUCAUUUUUGGAACGUCCAUUCAGCGAACGACGAGUGCGUAGGACAUUUAUUUCCGAUCCAACUCUGACGUCUCAUUCACCCCAAACAAUCGGGCAGUCCCGUCGGGACGAUCAGAACGAUCGGGUUUUGAGCGUGCAUGUUGAAUCCUCGUAAAAGCAUACACUGGUUAAUGGGUAGUCCCCUAAUUAGUAACUUUAAUUUGUACUUUGCGCGGGACGCGAUUCAAGCAAAGUCCAUCCACAGAACGCGAAAGCGAAAAUAGGCUAACCGAGAACUACCAGCAGCCUCUGUGGGUAGCACAAAGUGUCGAUAAAAGACAGUGGAAUUGGCGUAAAUUGCUAAACAAACUUGAUCGCGAUCGCAAGCACCGGAGGCAUUCAGUCUACAGCCUGAUGGAAAUCGGAAGAUAACGCGCGUACCGAGUGGGUUGACGAUUGAAAAUAAUGAGCGUAGCGCGACCACGAAUGCUUGGAAGAUUAUUCUCUAUUGUAUUUAUAUACACAGACUCAGACAUACAAUAAUACCUAUAUUUACGGAAGCAAUGCAGAACAACGCAAGAAUUCACCUCCCCAGAGCAGUUUCACACUCCAUCUGCAAUAAGAACAAACACACACACACCUACGAGCAAAGGCGGUUUUUUUUCUGAUAUAGUAUAAUAAAAGAAAAAUCAUUCAACAUUACUUAGUGUUCACCGGCAAAAGUGUGAGAACAUCUUUAAGCACCGUUCACUUUUCGUAACCGAUCGAUCGAUCAGCGGGUCAGCGAACGUAACCGCUGCCCUUACAGGCGAGAAAAAAGCGAAAAACCGGCUCGCGGACAUCCUUAGACUGGAUGCGUUUAUGCGUUUGCUACCAUGUAAAGGUCAUCAGUCGCCUGGUGCGAGCCCUCGAACAAAAU
Anopheles bellator is the source of this 2405-nucleotide messenger RNA. Its product is annotated as RNA-binding protein 4B. Gene Ontology annotation, molecular function: mRNA binding. Gene Ontology annotation, cellular component: nuclear speck. Gene Ontology annotation, biological process: mRNA splicing, via spliceosome. The coding region runs from base 143 to 1033 and encodes 296 amino acids. The record is from RefSeq and is a predicted model, not a curated record. NCBI's taxonomy places the organism in Eukaryota, Metazoa, Arthropoda, Insecta, Diptera, Culicidae. The transcript is spliced from 5 exons.